Nematostella vectensis (starlet sea anemone) is the source of this 1159-nucleotide messenger RNA. RefSeq names its product proteasome subunit beta type-5. Gene Ontology annotation, molecular function: threonine-type endopeptidase activity. The record is from RefSeq and is a predicted model, not a curated record. Gene Ontology annotation, cellular component: proteasome core complex. The transcript has 7 exons. NCBI's taxonomy places the organism in Eukaryota, Metazoa, Cnidaria, Anthozoa, Actiniaria, Edwardsiidae. Bases 38 to 877 code for a protein of 279 amino acids.
GUCGUGGGAGACUGGGACGACAAGACACUCGUGCAAGAUGGCGGCGCAUUCACUAGCAGCAAGCUAUGAAAACUUUAACCUAAACGACAUAUUCGGUCGCUCCAAGAGCUGUUUGAAGCAAGAGGAGUUUGGUGGUGAUCUAGUCCCAUCUUUAGCAGAGCAGUGUCGCUUUGCCGUGCCUCCUUCGAUUGAUCCGAUAGAGUUUUUAAAACCUUUUACCAAUGGAGAAAGUGAUGUAAAGAUCCACUUUGACCAUGGAACCACUACACUGGCAUUCAAAUUCAAGCAUGGAGUCAUUGUAGCUGUCGACUCAAGAGCUACUGCAGGCUCAUAUAUAGCCUCACAGACUGUUAAGAAAGUGAUUGAAAUCAACCCAUACCUUCUGGGCACAAUGGCUGGCGGUGCUGCCGACUGCUCUUUCUGGGAAAGAUUGCUAGCCAAACAGUGCAGAAUUUAUGAGCUUCGCAACAAAGAAAGGAUAUCUGUAGCCGCUGCCUCAAAAAUCCUUGCUAACAUGGUUUAUUACUACAAGGGAAUGGGGCUGUCCAUGGGUACAAUGAUUUGUGGUUGGGAUAAAAAGGGACCAGGUCUAUAUUAUGUUGACAGUGAUGGAACCAGGCUUAGCAAUCAGAUGUUCUCUGUUGGCUCGGGCUCCACUUAUGCUUAUGGAGUGAUGGAUAGUGGCUACAAGUAUGAUAUGAGCCCAGAAGAGGCAUACGACCUUGGUGUCCGCUCUAUUUACCAUGCUACCCACAGAGACGCCUACAGUGGUGGUGUGGUGAACUUGUACCACAUGAAAGAGACCGGCUGGAUAAAGGUGUCCCAGACAGAUGUUGCCAAGCUGCACUAUCAGUACCAGGAAGAGAAAUCCAAGUAGUCCUCACGCAAGCUUUCUCCCUAGCACUACAGUGAUCUUGGCAAGUCCAUUAUACAGAACUCAAUACUUUCUCAACUAUGAAGCUUCAGCGUGUUUCACACCUUCUUAAGAACCUCAGGGACUGUUGAAGUCAUGCCUUUGCAGUUAGCCAAAUCAUUUUUGUCUUUAUUUCAAUGGCUCGGAAUGUACUGAGAGUAUUUGCCUUUAGAAGCUGCACUCUGUUCUUAGAUAUAGUUUGAAAGCUUGUACAGUUACUUGAAAAAAAUAAAUGAAAUAAGAGAA